Molecule: messenger RNA, 972 nt
Organism: Botrytis sinoallii
Lineage: Eukaryota; Fungi; Ascomycota; Leotiomycetes; Helotiales; Sclerotiniaceae
Exons: 1
Coding region: 1-972 (323 amino acids)
Source: RefSeq, a predicted model, not a curated record
AUGGACAGGAAUGAGAUCAAGGGUACCGAUAUUGGAGUCAAGAAUGGCGGGACGAAUAAGGCUACUAUUCUACUUCUCGGUGGUACGGGAAAGGUCGCCCGUCGAAUCGCUCCUCUCCUCUCUGACGAUGGAUACAACGUUCUUUUAGCAUCUCGAUCCGGAUCGUCUCCAGUAUCACUGCCAAACACUAAAGGAGUUAAGUUCGACUGGUUAGAUACGAAUAGUUAUGAUAAUCCGUUUAUCUCAUCCGAGGGGGACGGCGACACGAAAGAAAAUUCAAUUGAAGCGGUUUUUAUGAUCGCUCCUCCUGUUCUCGAUGCACUUCCUCUGGCUAAAAGGUUUAUCGAUGGAGUAAUUAAGAGAGGAGUAAGAAGAAUUGUAUUUCUGAGUGGGAGUAUACUACAUUGUGGGGAUGGACCAAUUUUAUCUCAGAUAUCUGAGUAUAUAAAAGGAAGAGGAAAGAAGUUUCAGACACUUAAAGAAGAAUCGGAGAAUUCCGACCCGAACGCAGUGGAAUGGACGAUAUUGAAACCGAGUUGGUUUAUGGAAAAUUUCUCGGAAAUGCACCAUUUAUACACCAUCCGCGAUGAAAAUCGAUUAAUUUCAGCAACGGGUACAGGGAAAAUCCCGUUUGUUAGUGUAGAAGAUAUCGCAAAUGUGGCACGUAAAGCACUCAUUGGGUGGAGAAGUGAUGAUUUUGAGAGGGGAUUGAUGGGGAAGGAAUUGGUUUUGAGGGGAAGUGCAUUGUGGUCUUAUGAUGAUAUUGCUGCGCUCUUGACGGAAUUGUUGGGGAGGGAGAUUAGUCAUGUGGGUGUGGAGGAAGAGGAGAUUGUCAAGGGGAUGCUGGAGGGUGGGGUGGAGGAGGGGUUGGCGGGGGUUUUGGGGGAGCUUGAUGGUGCGGUUAGGAGGGGGGAGGAGGCUUGGUUGGGGGGAGAUUUGGAGGGGGUUAUUGGGGGGAGGGGGAGAGUGUGA